AUGGCGUGGCAGGGCGUGGCGGCCGAGUUCCUGCAGGUCCCCACGGUGACGCGAGCCUACACAGCGGCCUGUAUUCUCACCACUGCUGCCGUGCAGUUGGAUCUCCUGAGCCCCUUCCAGCUCUACUUCAACCCGCACCUCGUGUUCCGGAAGUUCCAGGUGUGGCGGCUGAUCACCAGCUUCCUCUUCUUUGGGCCCCUGGGAUUUAGCUUCUUCUUCAACAUGCUGUUCGUGUUCCGCUACUGUCGCUUGCUGGAGGAGGGCUCGUUCAGAGGCCGCACUGCCGACUUCGUGGUCAUGCUCCUCUUCGGGGGCGUCCUCAUGACGCUGCUGGGGCUGCUGGGCGGCCUGUUCUUCCUGAGCCAGGCCCUGGUGGCCAUGCUGGUGUACGUGUGGAGUCGGCGCAGCCCGAGCAUCAGGGUCAACCUCUUCGGGCUCCUCACCAUCCAGGCACCUUUCCUGCCCUGGGCACUCCUGGGCUUCUCGCUGCUACUGGGCAACUCCAUCCUAGUGGAUCUGCUGGGGAUCACUGUGGGCCACGUCUACUACUUCCUGGAGGACGUGUUUCCCAACCAGCCUGGAGGCAAGAGGCUGCUGCUGACCCCCAACUUCCUGAAGCUGCUGCUAGACACCCCAGAGGAGGACCCCAACUACCAGCCCCUUCCAGAAGAGCAGCAGUGACAUCCUGGGGCAGCCCCCACCCUGAAUAAACAGUGACCUGCAGCCUCUCA
This is a messenger RNA of Echinops telfairi (small Madagascar hedgehog), 731 nucleotides long. It is a transcript of the gene DERL3, whose product is annotated as derlin 3. Gene Ontology annotation, biological process: endoplasmic reticulum unfolded protein response. Gene Ontology annotation, cellular component: Hrd1p ubiquitin ligase ERAD-L complex; endoplasmic reticulum membrane. The record is from RefSeq and is a predicted model, not a curated record. Lineage: Eukaryota; Metazoa; Chordata; Mammalia; Afrosoricida; Tenrecidae. The transcript has 7 exons. Bases 1 to 681 code for a protein of 226 amino acids. Gene Ontology annotation, molecular function: ubiquitin-specific protease binding; misfolded protein binding.